AUGUGUUAUAAAUUUGGCAAACUUGCCGUUGAUAAAAGUGAGCUUUGUUUGGCGAAUGUGUUACAAGGUGGCCAAUCUUUUCGGUGGAUCUGGGAUGAGAAGUUAAAUCAGUACAGCACCACAAUGAAAAUAGGUAGACAAGAAGAUUAUUCAGUGGUAAUUUUAAGACAAAAAGAAGAUAAGGGGCUUUUAGAAUAUGCUGCUGUUGGCGACCAUGGGGACCAGGACGCUUUAAAGUCACAUUUUAUGAAAUAUUUUAGGUUGGAUGUCUCAUUGAAACAUUUAUUUGAUAAUGUAUGGAUACCAAAUGACAAAAUGUUUGCAAAGCUGUCCCCACAAGGUAUUCGUAUUUUGGCCCAAGAACCAUGGGAAACGCUGAUUUCCUUUAUUUGUUCGAGUAACAAUAACAUUUCGAGAAUCACUAGAAUGUGCAACAGCCUUUGCUCUAAUUUUGGGAACUUAAUCACAAAACUAGAUGGCGUCACGUAUUAUUCCUUUCCUACAAGUGAAGAGCUAGCUACAAGGGCAACUGAAACUGGCCUACGUGAUUUGGGCUUUGGAUAUAGAGCUAAAUAUAUUAUCGAAACUGCUAAAAAACUAGCAAAGGACAAAGUCGACUCUGGUAUUGCAAGCGAUACUGAGUAUCUACAAAAGUUGUGCGAAGAUGCUGAUUAUGAAGACGUUAGAGAGCAUCUCAUGUCUUACAAUGGUGUGGGCCCCAAAGUUGCCGAUUGCGUUUGCCUAAUGGGCCUUCACAUGGAUGGUAUUGUACCUGUUGACGUCCAUGUAAGUAGAAUCGCUAAGAGAGAUUACCAGAUAUCUGCGAAUAAGAACCAUAUUAAAGAACUGAGAGGAAAGUACAAUGUUUUACCAAUUACGAGAAAAAAAAUUAAUCCGGAGCUUGAUUAUAUAAGGCUGAUGCUUUUAGAGAAAUGGGGAUCGCAUGCUGGUUGGGCACAAGGUGUCUUGUUUUCCAAAGAGGUUGGAGGUACCAGUGGUAGUACUACAAGUGGUGAAAUAAAGAAAAGAAAAUGGGAUUCUUUAGAAGAGACUGAGCAAACAAUCACAAAACAAGUGAAAUUGAAAGUAGAAUUGAGUGAAAUUCACAUUAAGGAGGCUAAAAUCGAUUAG
Molecule: messenger RNA, 1131 nt
Organism: Saccharomyces eubayanus
Lineage: Eukaryota; Fungi; Ascomycota; Saccharomycetes; Saccharomycetales; Saccharomycetaceae
Gene: OGG1
Product: 8-oxoguanine glycosylase OGG1
Exons: 1
Coding region: 1-1131 (376 amino acids)
Biological process (GO): base-excision repair, AP site formation; base-excision repair; nucleotide-excision repair
Cellular component (GO): nucleus
Molecular function (GO): damaged DNA binding; 8-oxo-7,8-dihydroguanine DNA N-glycosylase activity
Source: RefSeq, a predicted model, not a curated record